AUGGCUUUGCAUCGUGUUACAAAAUUUUCUCAAGAUUGGAGAGUCUUAGCUAAAAUAUUAUCUAAGGAAAAAAUACCAGCAUUUCAAGUUUUUAAGUCUAAAUCAGAAUCAAAUCUAACAAAAGUUUUAUCCUUACCAUCAGAACUACCAAAGAUUGAUUGGGAAAAUUAUUAUAAAGUUUUAGACAAAGAUUUUGUUAGUCAAAUGGAAAAAAUGUAUAAAAGUGUAAAAAUACCCUAUCCUAAAGAUAUAUUGUUAAAGGAAAUUGAUGCUUUAGAAAAAGAAAGAAUGGAACAAAGUAGAGAGUUUUGUAUAGAAUCUGAAAAAACAAUUAAGUUAUCUGAGAAACAACUUUACAAAUGGAAAGAUAUCAUCCCAUUGGAAAAUUUAUACGUUGAAGAAAUACACGACGCUUUUCCAGAUAAUACUAUCAACUUGUGGGAAAGGCCUACUUUUAUCCCUCAUGAUUAUCCAUUUGAACCUCAUCCUGAAAAUGUGCCAGGCCUGCACCCAGGAGGAGGGGAAGGGCAUUAGUUAUAUAUCAUAUCUAAAAUUCAUUUCCUUUUAAAUUAUAUUUAUAUCGCAUAAUGAGUGAUUUUUGUUUAAAAAAACAUGUAUUGGCAUUUAUUAAUGCAUUUAUUGGAAAUUGUGAAUUUACUUAGUUUUAUGCAAGAAAUAGUAAAAUUAAUUUCAAUAAAUUUUACUCUUUUUUCUUAU
Molecule: messenger RNA, 717 nt
Organism: Gordionus sp. m RMFG-2023
Lineage: Eukaryota; Metazoa; Nematomorpha; Gordioida; Chordodea; Parachordodidae
Product: ATP synthase subunit d, mitochondrial-like
Exons: 5
Coding region: 1-534 (177 amino acids)
Biological process (GO): proton motive force-driven ATP synthesis
Molecular function (GO): proton-transporting ATP synthase activity, rotational mechanism
Source: RefSeq, a predicted model, not a curated record